Molecule: messenger RNA, 1856 nt
Organism: Symsagittifera roscoffensis
Lineage: Eukaryota; Metazoa; Xenacoelomorpha; Acoela; Convolutidae
Product: arylacetamide deacetylase-like
Exons: 5
Coding region: 189-1403 (404 amino acids)
Molecular function (GO): lipase activity
Source: RefSeq, a predicted model, not a curated record
UUUACGUAUAUGAGUACAUUUGACGGCUCGCAUCUUUAAGCAGCAGUUAGUAAAAGCAACAUGAAUACUUAAGUUCGCUAAGUCAGUAAAUAAGACCUUCGAAACCAAAUAAACUUACUCUGACACGCCCAAUUUCAGAUUCUAAUUGUUUGAUUUGAAUAUUUGGAGCCUCGAAAAUAAUUGCAGAGAUGAGCUGGAUGCGAAGCGUGUUCUUCUGCUCGGCCCUCGUCAUGGCUGUAGUGGCCUAUUUGCUCCAUCGGCAUACAGUUGUGGAUGAGAGACUGCAGCUACCGAUGACUCACACCCAUUUCAUGCUACCCAUCAGCAGAAUUAUUAAAAAAAUGAGGGGGGCCUCCGUGAACGUUGACGGGCCCACGUUUCGAAACAGUCUGAAGCCUCACUUCAUGUUACGCAGCUUCUGUUUGGGAAAAGACCCGCCACAGGAACUAGAGAGUGUGUUCAAACAAGGGGGAGUGGAAGUGAUGCGGUUCAAGAGGGUCAAACGUGUUCAGAACCCGACGACAACAUUAGUGUAUAUUCACGGGGGAGGAUACGUCAUCGGCUCUCCGGAAAUGGUAGCUGGGCCGAUUCACAGACUGGAACACGGCACCGACAGUCAGCUGUUCUUCAUUAGAUACAGACUCGCACCUGAACACCUGUUCCCCACAGCUGUGGACGAUUGUGUGGCCAUGGUCAAGUACAUCAUGGACCAUAGUGACCAGCUGGGAGUGGAUAAACACAAUGUGCAGAUAUUUGGGGACAGUGCGGGAGGAAUGCUGGCUACACUUGUGGCCAUUGAACUGCUGAAAAAUCAGGAGCAGUAUCCUCUUAAGGCCGUGCACGCUAUCUACCCAUGGUAUUAUAUCCUAAAUGACAUGCCAUCCGCAAAAAAGUUCUCCAUCGACCCCUCAGACGUCUUGGACCAGACAGAUCUCGCAAGAUUCAUGAGUUUCUACUUGCUCGGAGACACGUCAUGCAUGCAAUCCAAGGUCACUAACGAACAUCUCACACAGAAAGUGUGGGAGAAAUACUUGCUCAAAACAAAAGAGUUCAAACUGAAGAAUUUCCCUCAACCUGUGACUAGUCAUUUCAAAUCAUCAAAGGACAAGUCCAGUGACUGUGCAGCGAGACUGGAAUCAAUGCUUCUGGAUCCCAGAAACAACAUCAUUUUCCAUGAAAAAGACCAGUUGCAACGUCUGAACAAAACGGAUUUCAGACUGUAUAGCUGUGAAGUGGAUAUUUUGAGAGAUGACUCAUACCUGAUGGCGUCCAUGUUGGAUGCGCUUGAGGUCAAGUACAAUCAUGUGAACAUUGAGAGCUGCUAUCAUGGGUCAGUUCACUCUACCAACGCAGUGGGAGGCGAACAAUUGCGACAGGAACUGAUUCGAUCAAUGCGCCGCUGAUAAAACUAUCGAAAACUAUUAAAGCUUUUAAUUGAUUGUUUACUACGUUUCCUUCGUCAGAUAAACUCUUUCAUUACUUUAUCAUAUGUAUCAAGCAAAAAAUUGGCAUAGGGCGAAAGGGAACCUAGGAUAGAAUGGUAUAGAAAAGCACAAAAAAGUUUUGUUACAAUUUUUGCUGUUACGGGAAUUGAGUUCAUGAAAAAGGCUCGAUUAAUGCGCCAGAACGAAAACAAAUUUUCGCACUGAUGUAGAAGUAACUGUACUUCGCAAACACAAGCGAUAAAACGACAAAAAGCAGCUCCAUCAUAACGAAUCCUUGAGCUAUGUUAUCAAAUAUGAAGCAAUUAGAAAUAACCUAUGGAAGCACAAAACCAAUGAGACCAUUAAAAAAAGGAAAAUCUUUGUUUUUAUAUUCGUGAUUUUAGAAAGCUUAAAUAUUGUAUAUGUCUGCAA